Messenger RNA from Cryphonectria parasitica EP155, 186 nucleotides. RefSeq lists its product as uncharacterized. NCBI's taxonomy places the organism in Eukaryota, Fungi, Ascomycota, Sordariomycetes, Diaporthales, Cryphonectriaceae. The transcript has a single exon. The annotation marks the transcript as partial. The record is from RefSeq and is a predicted model, not a curated record.
AAGGAUUCUCUUCUUUCCUUGGUUUUUCAAAAUACUAUUAUUAUGCCUUCUUAUUCCUUCUGCAAGGAUCAUAGUAUUCAGUCUUGUCAAGUCUCCGUCGAGGAUUCUUCUCAAUGCGCUAAAUGUAUCCGUCUGAGUUGUUCUCAGUACAAUAUUCAAGAAUUGAGUAUAGCGGAAAUUCAUUAG